Schistosoma curassoni is the source of this 2500-nucleotide messenger RNA. Lineage: Eukaryota; Metazoa; Platyhelminthes; Trematoda; Strigeidida; Schistosomatidae. The record is from the annotation of a GenBank genome assembly.
GAGUGGGUGCAUAAAAUUGUAUAGUAAUACGUUGGCCAGUAGCAAUUUGACUUUACGCUAACUAUAUUUACCUCAUGGAGAAUUCAUUAUUUUUCAUGUAUUCCUAAAGCUCAGUGAAUAAUGACAUUUUAGCUCUAUAAAUUGCAUUAUAUUCAGGUGUCUAGAGUUUGGCAGACCAGAAAGUCGAUUUGGUGUCGUAUCGCAUCUAUUUAGCAUAUGCUCAAUUAACAUGUAGGCUCCUGGAAAUAUACUGAUUAUGUUUAUCAGUGUUCUAGUUAGGGCUUUACUCAGGAGUUAUUUAUGGAAGUCUCGAUAUAGUUUAUCUAAUCAAUAACUUUUAUUCUUAAACAUAUUUCUAAACAAGAAGGUUGUGUAAAUUCAAAUGAUCAUGGGACUAACUGUUCGUUUAAUUCCAAGUAAUUUGACUUAUGUAUGUGUGCAUGGAGUUAUCAGUUUCUCUCAUUUUUCCUUUUCCCUAAAGGAAUUUAUUGAAAUACCUUAUGUUGAGGAUUCUGUACUUUACCAAUAAUGUAAUAUUGAAUAAAGCCAUUAAUGGAACCGAGUGUUUGGAACAGGACUUUAUAAUGUCUUGAACAUAUUUUCUAAUCUUUUAUACACAAUCCCUACUGAUACAUCUGCGUAUUUUUGUAAUGUUAUACUUUAUAACGCUGCACAUAUGUCCAUUAAUUACUCCAAAUAUUUAUUAAACUUCAUUUGUUAACAAUCGUAGAGUAUUCAAAUUCAAUGGAUUCGAAAUUCAAAUUAAUGGAUGAUGAUAAAGAAAAUAACAAUGAGCUAUCACUGGACGUCGAACAGGCUAUUCGUAGCAGUUCAGUAUGAUGAGUUGUAAACGUUUUAAUGCUCCUCACUUUCUUAGAUCAUGUCCAAAGCUCCAAUCGUGAAAUUUCUAAACAAAUCUCAUGGUAGUCUUGCACCAUUUGCUGGUGUUUACUGCUAUAAGGUUUGGGUAUCUGAUGAACCACCAAACAGAUCUCGCCAUUACGCUUAUCAAGUUAUUACAACAAAUUCAAUACAAAAAGUUUAUGUCACGUCUAUGCGUGUGUGGCCGAUAACGUUUUCUUUUCGACCACCAGUGACUCCUAUGAAUUUUUGGAUUCGAAUUACACCACUGUUUUCCUAUGCAGAAAAGUGUGGUGAAGUCGUUCAAAGGUGCAAAAAGCACGAGAUUCAAACAUCUGGUACCUACAUAUCGAAGGGAAAAUCAUUUGUUGAAAUUCUUGGGGAAAGUUCGGAGUAUGUGUUGGGCAGCCCCCUCUCAAAUUGCCCUCGUGACCAAAUUACCGUCCGUACACCUAUUGAUGUGCUCCAUCUCCUUCACUCCAAGUCAGAAGCUCCAUCUAACACCGCCGAUUCGGAUAUCUCAUUAUUACCAGAAGUGAGGGGGGUUUUGUAUUGUAGACUAAGCUGUUACAACAGUUGUUUUGGUUUAACAGCUCGAGGUGAAAUUGAGUUAGUUAUUACCCUUGAAGCAAAGAAUGAUGAAUCAGUUAAUCAAGAGAAUUUCACAAUCUUUGGCCUUGACAAAAUACGUGUUCGUUGUUGUUCUUGUCCGACGAGAGAUGCAAAAUCUGAUCACAAGCUUUCAUCCAAUAUUUUAGGAUCGUGUUCCACCGGCAUAAGUUCUAGAAGGUUAUCACUUAGUUUAUCUGACCAUUCAAAUAUUCGAAUAAAUACUGGAAUUUCAAGUGCACGAAAUAGUUGUCCCAGUAAAAUACAAAGAGUUGAAAACGAAGACUGUCAAGAGUCAUACUCAUCUAUUAUUUUUAACAGUAAAAAAUAUUUCAUUACCAUGACUGAUGAUCCGGAAGUAAAGUCAGCAAACACCACACUGAGGGAUUUAUCAGCUUUAACAUCUGAAAAAUGGACAUGUUCUCAUUCUCGAAAUCGCGCACUGAAACGUAUUAAAAAGUUUUAUCGGAAUUUGGAAAGUUAUGUUACUGACUGUACCGUUAAAGAGUUAUCUAGAAAAGGAAAUGAUUACAUUCCACCCCAGGGAUCUCAAGAUAGUACAAGUUCAACUUCAUCUACAGCUGAUAAGUGUGUUGGUACGGAUAACUUGUAAAUGGAACAUAUGAUACAGGGUGGAACUUGUCUCUUUCAUCCGGUGAUGACUUACUCGCCACAACUAUGACAAUUAGUAUUAUUCUUGCACACUAUUUUUCUCAGUAUUUUUUCUAAAACUUAUUUUGUAUAGGUGACUUGUGAUUUCAUUUUGUUCUUUUUGUCAUUUUAUUAUUGGAAAUAGUAGUAUUAUAGUUAUCAGUAGUACAAAAAAUAUCACAAAAUAAAUCAGUGAGUUGUUAAAUUUCAUCUGCUGUUUUGUAAAAUAGUUUAUAAGUUUUCAGUAACAUAAUGUGAUCUGUACUAUAUUGUUUACUUGGUACCGCUGAAAUUCGUUUAAACUCAUUUUGUCUUGAUUGUCUUUGUUACUUUAAAGUGAGUAGGAUUUAUGAUUGAAUAAAAGUUGUUUUUUAGAUCC